UGUUCCAACAUUGCCAGCAGUCGCUAUGGAAGCGGUGAGUUAGUGCAUUUCGUGUAGUGGAACUUUAUCGUGAAUUUAUAUUAGAUACUGUUUUUUUUUUACACACUAGUUGUACCGUUACAAACUUAGAUUAAAAAAAAAAUGCCGAAAAAGAAACCGUUUAGCGUCAAACAAAAGAAGAAACAGUUACAAGAUAAACGAGAGAGGAAAAGAGGUCCACCUGAUGAGGUGCGCGCUGGGUCCAACAGCCGCAGCGGCAGCAUGGAGAGGCAUCGCGAGGAGCACACAGACACAUCCGACAGCGAGUCUAUGUCCCUCCAGGUCAGGAGAAUAAACCAGCAGCCUGGCCCCCGCCGGCCAGGGGAGCGAGGCUACGACCCCAACAGGUACCGGAUACACUUUGAGCGAGAGAGCAAGGAGGAGGUUGAGCGCAGGAAGAAGGUUUCCCGGGAGAAGGUGUUGGAGCCAGUCCGGGAUUUGGAGCUGGAGAUUGACAUUGAUGACAUCUAUAAACCAGGCACCGUGCUGGACUUCCCGAAGAGACCCCCUUGGGAUUACACGAUGUCGAAGGAGAAGCUGCUGCAGAUUGAGGAGAAGUCUUUCAGGGAGUACCUGGAGCAGGUCUACAGCCAGUACAAGCCCACACAGCUUAGCUACUUCGAACACAACCUGGAGACGUGGAGACAGCUGUGGAGAGUGCUGGAGAUGUCGGAUGUGUUGCUUCUCAUUACAGACAUCAGACACCCGGUCCUCCACUUUUCCCCUGCACUCUAUGACUAUGUUACCGUGGAGAUGAAGAAGAGCCUCAUUCUGGUGCUGAAUAAGAUCGAUCUGGCCCCGCCUGCUCUGGUGGUUGCCUGGCGACAGUAUUUCCAGCAGCGGUUUCCAGAGGUCCUUAUAGUCUGCUUCACCUCCUUUCCACAGAACAGAGGAGAGGGGAGGGACCCAGAGGAUGUGUUCAAGAAGCGCAGGAGGAGGAGAAGAGGGGGCUUGGCAGGAGCAAUGGGACCGAAGCAGCUACUCAAGGCAUGUGAGGCUGUCACUGCUGGCAAAGUGGACCUGAGCAGCUGGCAGGAGAAGAUGGAGCGGGAUACAGUGGCAGCGAGCGCCAAGAGUGGGGGACUGGCUUCAGAGGGGGAGGAGGAUGAGGAGAUGGUGCUAGUGGAACACCACAGUGACGUUGCCAUGGAGAUGGGAAUCCCCUCUCAGGAGCUUUUCAAAGAUGGGGUCCUUACUCUGGGCUGCGUGGGGUUCCCUAACGUAGGAAAGUCUUCUCUGAUCAAUGGGCUGGUGGGCCGGAAGGUGGUGAGCGUGUCCCGGACCCCCGGUCACACCAAGUACUUCCAGACCUAUUUCCUGACCCCGACCGUCAAGCUGUGCGACUGCCCAGGACUCAUCUUCCCCUCCCUCGUCCACAGACAGCAACAGAUCUUGGCUGGGAUUUACCCCAUCGCUCAGAUCCAGGAGCCGUACACUUCAGUGGGGUACCUGGCAGAGAGGAUCCCCAUCCAGGAACUGCUGAAGCUAAAGCACCCGGACGCUGAGGAGAGCCGAUUGAAGGAGCGGGAGGCGCCUCCGUGGACUGCCUGGGACAUCUGUGAAGCCUGGGCGGAAAAGAGAGGCUACAAGACGGCGAAGGCGGCUCGCAAUGACGUCUACCGGGCUGCUAAUAGCGUGUUGAGGCUGGCUGCGGACGGAAGGCUGUGUCUGUGUAUGAGACCACCGGGGUACGCACUGCAGAAAGCGCACUGGGAGCAGCACCCUGAGACAGUAGAGAUCACCGCCCUACAGGCCGCUCAGAGGCAUGACAGCCGGGCAACCUCAGAGGAGGAAGAGGAAGAGAUCUCCAGCUCGGAGCAGGAGGAGGACGAGAAAGACAGAGAUGCAGAUGAAGAGGAGGAGGAGGAAGAAGAGGAGGGGCCAAAGGAGGAAGGGACCUCUUUCAAGAAGGCGCCAAAGAACAAAAUUCUUAGCUCCAAUAUGUUCUCACUGCUGGGAGACGAUGACGAGUGUACUUGAUUCCCCGCUACAAAUUUCUAAUGGCUUCUGGUUGAUGGUGCGCUAGCAUGCAGUGCAGUGCGUUUUUACCCCUCUCCCAUCUCUUUUGACAACUGGGCCACCCAGGCUCAUGAAUAAUAAUGCAGCGGCACAUUUUGGGGUUACAUUUGACCAGUUUGGCAGAGAAAAAUGGGGACUGAUGGGGGGGUGUAGUUUCUCUAAUGCAAGAUUGCUUGCUUCACUGCAAAGCUUCAGUAAAAUUGAAAACGUUUGGAUAUUAAAAUACAUCAGAUGCAUAAGUAAAAAGCUGGCAGUUCUCCCUGGUAAACUAGAUGUUGAAAUAGCAAGCAAGUGAAUAGAAAAGGAGGUAGAAGAGGUAACUAUUAGGCUGUAAUCCUUGUGACCUGUCAGUAGACUGCUUCAAUACGCUGGUUUAAAAUGACAGCUGUGCUGUUUUAUUUUAUUGUAAGGUUGCUUUAGAAACUAGUCCGAUGGGCAUGUUUAAUCACACAAGCGGAGAUAAUAACUGAGAAUAAGUGUCAAAACCAGUGGCUUACUGUCCCUUAUUGAAAGUAGAAAAAGUCAUUAAAAAAAAAAAAAAAAAAAAAAACACCACAUGUGUUUUAGCAAAGCUUGUCUAUAUAACCUGUUAUACGGUAUCCUGGUUCCCUGUGCCUUAUUAUCUACUUCUAAAGUCUCUUGGCUAAUCUGCAAUGAUGGAGGUAUUAAUGAGAGAGAGAGACAGCAAUACAAUUCUGUAUGUAGGGUUGCCCCAUGAUGUUUUCCACAUCCAGGCUCUCUAUGUACUGCCGAUUUCACAAAACAUUUGAACUAACUAGCAUCUGUACUGUAUAACAGAAAAGGCAGUUCCAGAUUAGUCUCGCCCAACAUGCUAAACAGCACAUAAGCCUUGUACACCCGUCAUCGGUGUUCUAAACAGGGUCUAGAACAACGUUCUAGACACUGCUGGAAUAUGGAUUUAGAAAUAAUCACGGGGCCCUCUGAUAAAAGGUAGUUUAUUGUCCCCUUGCUUAAAAAUAAGUUAGUUCUGGGACAAUCCUAAUUAAACUUGAUUAAGGGAGUCUCCCCUUACUUCAGCAGUCUUUCUCCAGAUUACAGCAUUGCCGGUUUGGAUCCUGCCUCUUCUACCUGGUUAAUAAAUAGGUGGGUGAAAAUUUAAAUUGAGAACAUUUCUUCUCGUGCUGAUGUCAUGUAGGGGUUCCUUAUUUUUUUUAGCGCUUUACAUUAUUACCAUGAACCUGGGGUGACUGAAAGUUUGGAAAGAGACAUCCUCCAAUCAGAUCACUUUAGACCUGUUGUGUUCAGCCCCUGCUUGCUUCUCUUGGAGAACUCCAAAAGAAUAUAGUAUUCUGAACAGCACUGCUGCCCAUUGGCCGCGGAUUGUAAUUACUUUUUGGAACAAACAAACAAACCAGUCCUUCAGCUGCUGCCCUUUGUGCAUGGAACCUGUACUUAGAACUAAAGUCUUUCUGGGGAGGGAAGAAAGGAAAUCUUACUCCUGCUCCUUCUUUAUGCUGUUUCAAGAUGUAAUUCUCAGACGGGUGCUAUUCCUGUUUGCCCUUGGUUUUGACAGUAUCAAUGUAAAGGGUACUAAUCUGAAAUUUGGUAAAUAAAACACUACCAUAUUUGAUAGCACUUAAUGCCAUGUGAUAUAAGUAUGAAUAUCACAAAGCAAGUGGCAUGGGCCAUAUAUUUAUACAAAUAAUCCCUUAUGCACUUUUCAAUGAUUUUCAUCAUUUGGCUUGUUUUACCAGUACAUUCAUACCCUCGCCGCCUUGAAAUCUGGUCACAACUUUAGACUGGGAAAGCAUCCGAAAAUGCUGCAACCAAGUAGAGUCAAGCAUAAUUUUAUGUUGGAAGAAACCAAUGAGGGCGUAAUGAGUCUAGCCACUGUGUUCUCGCGAUACUGUAUUCAUUUUACAGCUAUGGCCAAAUGUUUUGCAUCACCUAGAAUUAUAGGAUUGAGACAUCAUUAAAAAAAAUUAAACAAAAUGAACAUAAUUUAGCUCUUAUUUAUCAUGUAAUCAAACAAACUACAAAAUGAUAUUGUGAUGGUAGUACAGUAUUUCAUGUUAAUUUUGAAAUGUCUUUUUUUUUUUGGUAAGUAUAUGGAAAACUACAAAGCACUAUGUAUUUCAAUAUGUUAACGUAACAUUAUUCAGCAGGUUUCAUUCGACUUUUUAGUUCCUUUAGACAUUCUAUAGGGGGAUGCAAAACUUUUGGUGAUGGCAAAUCUCCUGGUUAAAUAAAGAAUCAAUUUUUAGAACUGCACAUUGCUUGGUGAUCAAGAAAGAGCAGGGAAAUGGAUUUAAAACCUUGUCAUCCAUACUUAUAAUCUGUGAAUCUCGAUACCCUCCUCCUCUUUAUAGUUUAAGUUCAUUCCAGAUUUGCAUUUUGAAGCGUGCAUUCCAAAACCUCUAUUCCAGAACUGUACUUGUUUGUACAUUCAAUAAAGAGACUAUUUACUUGG
Molecule: messenger RNA, 4489 nt
Organism: Acipenser ruthenus (sterlet)
Lineage: Eukaryota; Metazoa; Chordata; Actinopteri; Acipenseriformes; Acipenseridae
Product: guanine nucleotide-binding protein-like 1
Exons: 12
Coding region: 142-2019 (625 amino acids)
Molecular function (GO): GTP binding; GTPase activity
Source: RefSeq, a predicted model, not a curated record